AUGAAAGGUACUGUUCUUCUCUUCAGUCUGCUCUCUGCUGUGCUUCUUGUUGUUGGAAGACCUUCCAACGGGCUGAAGACGCUCCACUUGGGAAGCUGUGUGGUCACCAUAAACCUCCAGGAAAUACAGCAUGGAUUUUCUGAGAUCCGGGACAGUGUGCAAGCCAAAGAUGACAACAUUAACAUCAGAAUCUUAAGGAGCACUGAAUCUUUGCAAGACACAAAGGCCUCAGAGAAGUGCUGCCUCCUCCACCAUUUACUGAGCUUCUAUCUGAACAGGGUGUUCAAUAACUACCAGACCACUGACCACCCCACCCUCCGGAAGCUCAGCAGUCUUGCCAAUUCCUUUCUUAUCAUCAAGAAGGACCUCCAGCUUUGUCAUGCCCACAUGACAUGCCAGUGUGAAGAGGAAGCAAUCGCAAAAUACAACCGGAUUCUGAGUCACUUCGAAGAGCUCGAGCCUCAGGCGGCAACAGUGAAGGCUCUGGGAGAAUUGGACAUCCUUCUUCGAUGGAUGGAGGAGUCAGCGUAG
Molecule: messenger RNA, 531 nt
Organism: Dipodomys ordii (Ord's kangaroo rat)
Lineage: Eukaryota; Metazoa; Chordata; Mammalia; Rodentia; Heteromyidae
Gene: Il20
Product: interleukin 20
Exons: 5
Coding region: 1-531 (176 amino acids)
Source: RefSeq, a predicted model, not a curated record